Leguminivora glycinivorella is the source of this 731-nucleotide messenger RNA. RefSeq lists its product as uncharacterized. The record is from RefSeq and is a predicted model, not a curated record. The transcript is spliced from 6 exons. NCBI's taxonomy places the organism in Eukaryota, Metazoa, Arthropoda, Insecta, Lepidoptera, Tortricidae. Bases 50 to 628 code for a protein of 192 amino acids.
CAGGCUAGCCCGCACUGAAAGUUUCAUUAUUUUUAAGUUUAGCGUCGCAAUGUCUACAGCAGUUUACGUUUUGUUGUUGAAAGUACUCUGGACGUUAUGUUGGGCAUCGUCGCUCACAGGCCCCGAAGAAGCGCGGGGCCUGGCCGAGCAUAUUCUGGCUAUACCCAACGCGGAGAAGGUGCUCAACUCCGUGCUGGGCCAGCUGGAGUACAACCUGCAUGUGGCGGACCAGCGGUAUCUGCAGGACUCCGAUUGUGGGGAGGUUCUACCGGAGUACACCGAAUCCAUACAGGACAGCCGGGAACGAAGCUCGCGCCAACUCUUUCAAAAACAUUCACCUUUGUGCCAGUUGGAAAAAAAAAUCCGGAAACUCACUACGACUGAGUACGAAUACCGGCCAGCUUACUACGAGGAGGUCCGGUGUGUUUCGGGAGAGGACGGCGGGAGUGUCUCCAAUAAAAUAUGUUCUAGUCUCGGCUUGUCUUGUGUGCAAUGGAAUAAAACUAUUCACUUGACUAGGAGACGAUAUACAAGUGACUGUUGGGAGACAAGAACCCUUAUUAUUCCGGCCGGGUGCGAAUGUCUCUGGCCAAAUCAGAAGCUCGGCGACAUAUCUCUACACAUUUGAAAAUUACAAUCAGUGCUGCUUCUUGCAUGAUGAUGCUCCUUGGGAUCUGGAUUAUUAAAAUAAGCAAUGAAGUCAAAUAAAUACAUACGUUUCUACAACGUCA